AUGAGUCUCGACAGUGUCGAUAUUCCAUCAUCUUCCCAAUUUCUCAGCCAUUUGGGCGCAACUGGUGGGGUUUUUCCGCGACGAGCGCACACUCUCACCUCGCCAGAUGACGUCCCUGUGUGCUUUCAGGCUCAUUCCGUCACUGUUUAUAUGUACGUAUUCAAUCCGGAAAAUGAAGAGGAUCGGAUCGUUCUCGAUUUUCACAAACGCGCUACUACUGAGGAGCUUAUCGAAAGGAUUUUGCAUAUAAGACAUGAUCUCACCGAACACACAGCUGACGAGAUGGAGCUGGUUGAGGUGAUGGGGACACCUGAUGGACACACGUUUAAAGAACGAAAGCUUGAUGCUGGCGAGUACCCGGUGGCUGUUCAAUCACUUUGGGGUGGAAGAGCUCUCUCCUCAUCAACUUCAUCAACAUCAACUGAUCAAGCACCAAAGCAUAGAUUUAUUCUAAGGCAUAAAGGUGUCCGCUCGGUGUCUCGUUUUGGAUCGGCUGAGGCUGCAUCGGCGAUUGACGCUUUUCUAGCAAAAUUUCUUACACAACCACAGGAUCGUGAAUACGCUGACCUGUGCAUGUUGCCCGAGCUGACUGAGCAGACUUUAUUGGACAAUUUGAGGGAUCGUUUCAACAGUGGCCACAUCUACACCUACAUUGGACCGAUUCUCGUUGCAGUGAACCCGUUCAGCUUUUUCCCCAUCUACAACCCGAAAUACGCCCGUUUGUACUGCUCGUCAGCACUCGGCUCUCUUCCACCGCACAUUUUCGCAAUCGCCGAUGUCACAUAUCAUAACAUGCUUCGAAUCAAGGAGAACCAGUGUAUCGUGAUCUCUGGCGAGAGUGGAUCAGGGAAAACCGAGUCAACAAAUUUCCUCCUGCAUCACCUCACAACAUUGUCUCAAAAGGGAUCCACUGGAUGCUCUGUGGAACAAACACUGCUCUCAGCUGGACCUGUUCUAGAGGCUUUCGGUAACGCGGUCACUGUUCAAAACAACAACAGCUCUCGUUUCGGAAAAUUCAUUAAAGUGAAUUAUCGAGAGAAUGGAAUGGUUUCAGGAGCCAACAUGGAGAUCUAUCUACUCGAGAAGUCACGGAUUAUUUCGCAAGCUGUUGGAGAAAGAAACUACCACGUUUUCUACUAUCUUCUCGAGGGUGCAAGCGAUGAUGAAAGAAAGGAGUUCUUCUUGAUGAAACCUGAUGAUUAUAUGUAUUUAAAUCAGAACACCUACGAGGCCACCGAGGGUGUAAACGAGAAAUACGAAUGGAGCAGAUUGAAACAGGCCAUGCUAGCGGUCGGCUUUCCACCCACGACCCAACACACCCUUCAAGCGAUUCUCUCCGCUGUGCUUCUACUAGGGAACAUUAAAUAUAUCAAGCGUCAAGGCUAUCACAGUGACGAGGCGGCUUACAUUGAAAAUGAAGAAGUCGUGGGAUUGGUGGCGAAAUUGCUGAAUAUUCGAGCCGAUCAACUGUUACAGGCGUUGACAAUGCGACGAACGGUGACAAAAAACGAUACGGUCAUUUCAAGAUACAGCGUUUCGGAGGCAACAAACACACGAGAUGCGAUGGCCAAAUGCCUCUACAAUGCACUCUUUCAUUGGAUCGUUUUGCGGAUCAAUCAACAACUGCUUCGUGCUCAAUCGCCUACAAAUGGUUAUUAUAUUGGGAUUCUCGACAUUUUCGGUUUUGAAGACGUUGGUGGACAUAAAAAUUCAUUUGAGCAAUUGUGUAUCAAUUACGCGAAUGAACAUCUUCAAGCUUAUUUCAAUCAACACAUCUUUCAGUUUGAGCAGGAAGAAUAUCUCAAAGAGGGGAUCACGUGGACGAAUAUCGAGUACACUGAUAAUACGGAGUGUGUGCAUUUGUUUCAGGCGAAACCCUAUGGAAUCCUUCGACUGAUCGACGAGGAGUCAAACAUUCACAAUGGUACCGAUCAAUCGAUGCUCGACAAGUUGAACACUUUCUUGAAAAACAACGAGUACUACGAGAUGCCCCAGAAACGCGAGAAAGCCUUCAUCGUGGCGCAUUAUGCGGGAAAAGUGAAAUAUCAGACAACGGGUUUCCGCGAGAAAAAUAAGGAUCUAAUGCGACACGAUGUGUUGAUUACAUUGAAGAAUUCGAAAUAUUCACUGGUCCGCGAAUUGGUCGGCUCCGAUCCGGUGGCUGUUUAUCGAUGGACUUUGAUUCGAUCAGUCUUCCGAGCACUCUACGCUUUCAAGCAAGCUGGCAGGAAAAUUCAGCGAAGUGAAAGCGCUGGUCAUUUGGGAGUUCGAGACGAAGAUCCAUCGAGAGGCCGACGCUCAUCCGACUCUCAGCUAUCCGCUUUUCUUCGCGGAGAACUACGCCUCUCCAUCCCGGAUUUCUGUGACACGUCUGUUUUUGGCACAAUUACCUCACAAGCCCGUCGAAGCAUGCAUCGACCACAGAAAGAACGGCUCUCUACUUUGAAAAGUUUGCAGAUCCUCCGUGAGGCGAUCGGUCGUCGCCGUGUCACCUCCGCAAAGCCAGCCUCAGUCUCGCGACAAUUCGAGUACAGCUUGAUACGCUUGAUGUCAACACUAGGCGCCGCUACGCCUUACUUUAUCCGCUGCAUCAAGAGCAACAAUGAGAAGAUAGCCAAUCAUUUCGAUGAGGACAUUAUUUUGCGACAAUUGCGCUACACGGGAAUGCUGGAAACGGUGCGGAUUCGACGAGCCGGCUACAGUGUCAGAAUCGAGUAUCAGGCAUUCAUCAAUCAAUACCGUAUCCUUUUGCCGUACGGUCGGGAAAGUCAAGAAGAAGAUGUGAAGAAUUUCAUCCAAAAUCAUCCACUGAUACAAGAAGACAAUGUGCAGUAUGGGUUGACAAAGGUGUUCAUGCGUGACGCUGAGAAGUUGAUCCUUGACGAUUUCCUCCAUCGAACGAUCAUGCAACAUAUUGUCACUCUGCAAAGAUGGUUUCGAACGGUUCUCGCGCGAAAGAAGUACCUCCGAUUGCGGAAUGGAGUCAUCCGAAUCCAAGCAAUGUUCCGUGGAAUGCAGCUGCGAAAUCGAUUACGCCAUGAGAGUUAUGCGGCACUCGUCAUACAAGCAAAUUGGAGGCGAUAUCGAGAAGAGAAACGGUACAAUCAGUUGAAAAGCUCGAUUCUGGCACUUCAAGCAGCGUAUAGGGGAGCGUUGACGAGGAAAAGAAUCGGCGACAUCCCACGAAAAGGUGCUAACCGUUUCCACAUCACCAAAAUUCACACAUUUCAACUCCCGAAAUUUGAUCUCAACAAUCCAGCGUCAUUGGCUGAGUUCGCCACCUCAUCUGAUGAGUGCUCAUCGGGAGAAGAAUCCGAUGAUGGAUUAGAUUUGACACCUUCGGAAGGAGAUGUUUUUGGGAAUUACAACGAUGACAAUGUUGAUUUGGAUGUCGCUUUCACACUUGAGGACACAAAGCUAAAGCUGAUCGAAGAAGAGCCAACGGAAAACGCUUUCCACCGACGUCAGAGCUUGGCCGCGACCGCAUCAACGGCGAAAUUGAAAAUGUUGCGACGAGCGGCAAGCACGGAAAGUGAUCAAAUUGCGAGAAAAGGGGAAACAUUGAGAACGCUUGAUGAGCUCUCAAACGUGAUCACGAAGAAGAAAACGGGAAGCGGGAAAAUCGGUUUCCAAAAGGCGAAACGAAAUUUGAAAGGCGUUGUCGAGGGACUUUUUGGGAGGAGAAGUGACAGUGGAGCUGUUUCCGAAGGAGAUGAUGAUCAUCCAUCCACAAGUCAUCCCGACAUUCAUUCCCUAAAAGUUCAACGAUUGCGUCGAGCCGAACCGUGCGCCCUUUGCGCAAAGCAACUCUCCGGAUUGCUUGCCCAAGCGCUCAAAUGUUCUCGUUGCAAGAUGACUUUCCACAAAGAGUGCUCAUCUUUCGCGCCAUCUUUACCCUGCUCACCCACUUCACCGCUUCGAUCGCCGACACGUUUAGAGCCACCAAGAAAACCCUGGGAGAUACGCGGCUCUCGCCAAGCUCGUCAAUCCGGCAGUCCAUCCUCUGCUCAACUUCCACGGAUUGCCACCUCCACCCAUCCAACUUUCAAUCUCACACAAACGAAACAACAGACGGAUCCGAUGAGUCUCGUGGUGGAGUGUGUCGACGAUUUGAGGCUCUUCUCCGUGUUUAUGUUCAAAAAGUUGACUAUUCUUGAUCAGGACAAAAAGAAACGGGACACGAUCGUGGACUCAUUGUUCAAGAAAUCGAUGCGGGAAUUUCACAUGGAGUUGAUCGGAUACGAGGCUGUACUGACGGAAGAACGAACAGUUCUCCGAUACAAGGAUCUCAUCACAACGUUCGAGGGUUUACUGACAAAGGUGACUUUCCCGCUUCCACUUGGCGUGAACGCGUUUCGCGGUUUUCUCAACGAGUUCGUCUCACAGCAAUCGAAAUUGAAGAAAAAUCGGCAGAAAACGGGGAUCAUUCGGAGUUAUCGAAAGAAACGUCGGCGCUCUGAUGUCACUGUGAUCCACGCUGGGCAUCGUUUCCGUGGCGACUUCGUACACGUACCCACAUAUUGUGAGCUUUGCAAUGAGUUCAUGUGGCACGCGGAGAAGAUUUUUAUCUGCACAACGUGUAAAAUAUCGGUGCACAAGCGCUGUCACACAAAGAUCUCAGCAGCUUGCAUGAUGGCUCAAGCGCCAACCGGGACCUCAAGCGGUCGCUUUUUCGGCGCCACGAUCACCUCGUUGGCUGAAGAUGAACAGGGAAUCCCAGCAGUGCUCAACAAACUCUUGACGACGAUCGAGCUGCGGGCGCUUUUCGUUGAAGGAUUGUAUCGGAAAAGUGGGAGCAUGGCACAAGUCCGCGUGGCAAGACGAGCCAUCGAGACGGCUGCCGGUGUUGAUGAAGUGACUGUCGAUGAUAUCCCAGUGCACGUCCUCUCCACUCUCGUCAAAUCCUUCUUUCGAGAACUCCCGGAUCCAUUAAUCACUUAUGAUCUUUAUGAGAACUUUUUGAAUGUAUCAGAGGUGACAGCAGUGGCUGAACGAGUUCGGUGUCUCUCUGUGAUGAUUGAUCUUUUGCCUAAGAACAAUAAAUGUGUGCUGGAUCGUUUGAUGUACCAUUUGGCUAGAGUGGCUCAUCAGGAGCCAGUCAAUCGGAUGGGCGCCUCAAACUUGGCGCUGAUCUUUGGCCCGUGUCUGAUGAGGAGACAGCACGCUGUGCAUGCACAAGAUACACUAGUUGAUGUCUCUCGCCAAGCCGUUUGUGUACAAGCGCUGAUCGAGGAGAAACUCCGACAAUAUCGAGUCACUCUCAUAAACAUUGUCGAGUUGGAAGCGGCUCAAGAAAAGGUGGAAGAGAACAUUCGAAAGAUCACUGAGCACAUCAGUCGAGGUCCAUCAGCCGAGUCACACGAACAAUGCAAGCUGCUCUUCGAGGAACAACUCGAUUUCUUGACCACGGAAAAAGAUAAAUUAACGCACGAGUUACCCUCUCUGGCCCCAGUCGCCUCGUCGGAAGAUCUCUCUUCAUCAGAUGAACGAUCGUUUUCCCCUUGUCGAGAUGAGUUCGCUAUUGACAUGUCAUCGCCACCCGUUUUCGGUCUUCUCAAUCACCCGAAUAAGAGCCGCCCCCGAGGGCCUCGUGGGCGAAAAUCGCCGAAAAAUUCGCUGAAUUCGCUGAAAUUGCAACGAAUCGACGAAGGCGAUGUGUUUUUG
Mesorhabditis belari is the source of this 5664-nucleotide messenger RNA. The record is from the annotation of a GenBank genome assembly. NCBI's taxonomy places the organism in Eukaryota, Metazoa, Nematoda, Chromadorea, Rhabditida, Rhabditidae.